Molecule: messenger RNA, 1776 nt
Organism: Colletotrichum higginsianum IMI 349063
Lineage: Eukaryota; Fungi; Ascomycota; Sordariomycetes; Glomerellales; Glomerellaceae
Product: C6 transcription factor
Exons: 1
Coding region: 1-1776 (591 amino acids)
Source: RefSeq, a predicted model, not a curated record
AUGAGGCGCAGGGCCAAAACAUCCAUCUUCUGUGCCUCUGGCGACAAGACAGCCAUCACGAUCCCCUUUCUCAAGUUCCCAAAUGAAAUACGAUACCACAUUUACAAGGAUUACCUGUUGCUCGACAAAGGCUACGAGCUGAACCCACACACCAACAAGCUGCGAAUCAGCAAGGGCAGACCGAUCCAGUUCGACUUGAUGUACACCUGCAAGCUCGUGGCUAUGGAGAUGCGAGGCCUGCCUCUGACGGUGAAUACCAUCACUUUCUCGGCAUUUCACCCUCAGUCCAACAUCGACCGCGCCAUUAUCGGGCGUUUCGGCCACGCCGUCGCCCUAUUGGACGAGGAGCUAAACAACAACUUCCACGAGACCACGCCGAACCUCUUCCACGACAAGGUGGUCAGGGAAAUCUCCGACGCCUACCCGGCCUUCGCUCCAGUUCUUGAUGUCAUGAGGACUGGUCAGAAAAAAACCAUGCGUCACUUCUGCAGCCCUUUCGGCCAAACCCCCUCCGCCUGUCGCAAUUUCAUCCAUUUCACCCUCGACCGCAUCGUAUCGCACAGAUCUUUAUAUCAGGACGACUACGAUGCUUUCGUCAAUGCUCUCGACAUUCCGAAAGGGUGCCCGCCUCUUGAUGAGAUUGUCCGCGGCUACAAUCCCGCUUUCUGGGGGAUUCCUACCCAAGACGACCUUGAUCGCCUUUACCAUAUCUUUGGUGGGCGCCGUGAGGUUGCAGUGUAUUGCUCCAAGGACGAUGUAUUCAAAGAUGAGAAGCCGCCCUCGGACCUUAGGAGGUUCCGCUACUCGGCCGCUGCUGCCGCCAUCCGAUUCCUGGACUCCAUCUCCCAGGCAUCUCGCAGUUACCUCCGAGAUAUCCGCCUGCUGGAAGAUCGACCGUCCGUUGCGAAUCCCGAGUGCCACGGCUUGGGACUGAUCCGCUUCUGCCAGGAGAACCCUCUUCUGCGCGUCGAGCGUCGCGUGAGCCUGUGGAACACCGUCUUUGCGGGAGAUCCCUAUCGCCAGACAGCAUGGCAAGCGAGACAACCCCUGACGCGGAUACUGGCCGACCAGAUUUCCGAGAGAAUAGGGGUCUGGGUCGUCGAGGCUCUGGCGUUGGCGGCGGCGGGCAUGCCGCAGGACUCCUUCGCCUUGGUCUUUGACGGCGAUUUGAAGGGAGACUGGAAGUGCGAGCAGAUAUUCCAACAGGUCGUUUUGCGCGACGCCGCCUGGCAACAAGCCAUGGACGAAUGCUUCGAGCGUGGCAUACUUCCACCUCAGUCUUGGGCGGCAAGGAGACUCGACCCGAGACGCGCCGGAGACUGGUCCGUCAUCCCAGGAUAUCCAGACCGUGACAGGCCUGUCAACUGGUGCUAUCUUCUCGACGGGUUCCCGCAGGCGAUGCGAGACAUCGUUAACGGGAAUUCCGUCGUCUGCUGCCGUUUCAAUCCAGGCAAAUACUGGGACAUCGAGAGGUUGAUUAGGGAACAGAGACCGUGGUCUCUGGAGGAAUGGAAGUUCCGUUGGAGCCGAGGGCAAAAGCACUAUCUCCGGGGUCACCUCGACGAACGAAGGCCCUCGAUGCGAGGAGUGUCGUGGAGGCGGCAGAAUUCGAAAGUCGAACGUCAGAAACGUAGGUGGGCGGCGCAGUACCCUGCCCAUAUCAGAGCCUUACGCCUGGAGCAGCUCCUAGCCGAGUCGAACCAGCGCGAAAGGGAUAGAGCAGCCAGGCGUCUACAGAGAGAGGCCGAGGGGAGUUGGGGACUGUAUUUUGACUGA